AUGGAGUUUGAGAUCACCCUGGAGAACGAGCAGCAGUUCUGGGACGAAAUCCAAGAGAUCGUUUCCGCCCCUUGCUCCUCGGAAGACCAUAUCGACAACGCGCUCCGAUGCUAUUUGAGUUUGGCCACGAAGUACAAAGGUCCGCCCAAGCUCUCUCCGACGAGCGGAUUCACAACGAUAGAUGAAUACCUUCAAGGCGAACUGGAUGUCACCCGGUGCUUGUACAAGCUCCUGGCGUCCAGUAUCUUUGCAUCGCACGCCGAUUAUGUUCGACGACAGAUGAUCUAUUGUUUGUUGCAGGACGACGACCCGGCUACUCUCCAUCUCAUUGCCUCAUUCUUGCUCUUUGACGGCUGUCAGCAUGAGGAGGCUUUUCGGAUGAUGAAUGAGGAGGGUUCGUUUCCGCGGUUGCUGGAGUUGCUGCAGGUACGCAACCGGUUCGCGGAUGAGAGCAUGCCGGCGGGCCUGCAUCGGCUUCUCAUGGACUUGUUGUACGAGAUGUCGCGGAUACAACGGGUGAAAAUUGAGGAUUUGGUACUUGUGGACGACGAGUUUGUUCGGGGCCUCUUCGACAUCAUCGAAGACCUCUCGUAUGAUGUCAGCGAUCCUUAUCAUUACCCGGUUAUCCGCGUUCUGCUGGUUCUGAACGAGCAAUUCAUGAUUUCGGCGCAUGAUCCCGUCGACGAGCAGUCACCCAUGACUGUCCUGACUAACAAGGUCAUCAAGGUGCUGUCGAUGCAUGGAAAUCUGUACAAGACCUUUGGCGAGAACAUAAUUCUUCUGAUCAACCGAGAAGGCGAGACGUCGCUCCAACUUCUGACACUCAAGCUUCUAUACCUUAUCUUCACCACUCCGAGCACCUACGAAUACUUCUACACGAAUGACCUGCAUGUCCUGGUUGACAUCUUGAUCCGAAACUUGCUGGACUUGCCGGAAGAGUCAUCCGCCCUUCGACACACCUACCUGCGUGUCCUCUAUCCGCUGCUCGCUCAUACGCAGUUGAGACUGCCGCCUUAUUACAAACGUGAAAACAUCAAACGAGUGCUCAGUAUUCUGGUCAAUGGUCAACUUUUUCAUAGCGAAGCGGACCAAGAGAGGAUUAUGCACUUUGCCGAUGCGGAUGACACCACUAGGAGACUGGUUCUCCGAUGCGCAGCCGUUGACUGGAUCCGAGAAGAGGAGUCGACGGACGCUCCGAAGGAUGCAGAACCACUCCUGAACUCCUCCGACGGCAAUGACGGGUCGCCUGAUGGCGAGUUUGGCGCGCCGCUGGAAUCGACCCAGACACUCUCUCCGACGAGCACUGUGGACAGCUCUUCAGAGAAUCUGUCUCCAACCCGUGCUGACGAUGAGGCCGGAACGGGCUCCACUAGAUUGGACGCGCAUCGUAAACUCAGUCAGGCGCAACGACUGCUGGGUAUGCACCAUGAGCCAGCAUCAUCGUCAACGCUCAGCGUGCAGGAGGUGGCGUCGCAGCACGAGGCACCCGGCGUGAUCACGCCGAGCCGGAAUAAUUCUCUCUCGGGCCCUCUUCUCAGUCCGACCAGGGUUCGGGCCAAAGUCAAGCCGCUUCCCCCGAAGACUCGACGCUGGAGAGGCCGUCCCAGGGCCGAAGAGGAUGAGCACGCGGACCAAAUCCCGGAGGAUCGGGAAAUUCAGACCACUAGUCCGCUACCCCCGCCCACCGCCAGCGGAGCGGGCGAUCGGCGGAACUCCACCAGCACAUCAAGCUUAACCAUUCCUGUUCCUCGACUCACGCGUCGGUCCGCCUCCAAUCCCCCGCCGGCGGUUCCUCCGCCGCGACGUUCGACCCAUUCCGCUGUCCCGGGCACGGGCACUCUGUCGGUGUCCAGCCAUUGUACACCGCUCACCAGUCCAUCGCGAGUCGCUCCCCAGCUUCGUCACGAUGUCAACGCGCCGGGCGGUGGGAGCAGCUUGGCGAGUAUGAUUUUCACCCCGAAACAUGGACAAAAACCGGAACCCCCGAAGACUCGUCGGGCGGGGCGGGGAAGACACCCUCCGGGGGAUUCAUCCCUACGGCCGGAGUCACCCGCCGAGCACGAACUCUCUGCUCAUCUGAGUGGCGAUUAUCUGGGCAACGAGCAAAAGCACCCUCUGGAGCCGCCGUUGAUUUUGGGGAGGAAGUCUGAUGGACCAGUGAGUGUGGAAGAAGCGGUGCAGAACAUGUCUGUGGGGGAUGGGAAUGACGAGUAUUCCGAACGUUAA
Molecule: messenger RNA, 2226 nt
Organism: Aspergillus saccharolyticus JOP 1030-1
Lineage: Eukaryota; Fungi; Ascomycota; Eurotiomycetes; Eurotiales; Aspergillaceae
Exons: 7
Coding region: 1-2226 (741 amino acids)
Biological process (GO): endocytosis; actin cortical patch localization; actin cortical patch assembly
Cellular component (GO): actin cortical patch
Molecular function (GO): Arp2/3 complex binding
Source: RefSeq, a predicted model, not a curated record